AUGACGGCCGUCAAGGGGACCAUCCUUGUCACUGGGGCAAACGGCGGGCUCGGAAGUGCGAUAGUAGAGAAGAUUGUUACAAAACCCGAGCUAUCGGCUUACCACGGCCUCUACACCGUCCGAGACGCGACGGCAGCACCUGCUCUCACCUCCACCCUUGCACGCGGCACGUCGUCGCAUGCGAACGACGUCCUCUCGCUCGAUUUAACGAAGCUCGACAACGUUCGGCAGGUUGCGGAGAGUAUUAAUGCUCGCGUUUCCACAGGCCAAAUCCCGCCGAUCCGUGCCCUUAUCCUCAAUGCCGGCUUCCUGGAGUUUGGUAAGCAGUCAUGGACUGAUGACGGACUCGACGUCACCUUCGCGGCAAACUAUCUCGGCCAUUGGUUACUCACCAUUCUUUUGCUCAAAAGCAUAGAUAAGGACGCCGGUCGAAUCGUGGUAGUUGGAAGCCAAAGUCACGAUCCCAACGACGAGCGAAAUGCCAGCGGGAAAGCCUUCGAGGAAGAGAGGUACAAGAUCUUCGUCCGCGACGAAGCCGACUUCGAGGCCAUUGCCAAGGGCGCUUGGAGCUCGGCCGAGGAAGACUCGUCCUGGCGUAGCGGGUUCCGCCGCUACGGCGCUGCAAAACUCUUCUUGGUCAUGAUGAUGCACGAGCUGCAGCGACGACUCGACCAGGACCCCGAGCUAAAGAAUAUCUGUGUCCUCGGCGUCGACCCCGGGGGCAUGAUUACAGGUUUCCAGCGCCAUGCGCCGUGGGUUAUACGUGUGCUCGUAUUUAAGAUCAUCUAUCCCAUCAUUGUCUACUUGUAUCCCAACGGCCGCAUGGUACGUCCUCCACCGCGCUCAGCAGCCGAUGUUCUAGAAGCCGCGUUUGGCUCGAGCUCAGCCGGGUUGCCGAAGGACUUGUAUUUCGACGGGACGGAGCGGAUGGAGACAAGCGCCGAGUCGAAAGAUGCUCGAAAGCGGGAUUUUGUAUGGAGGGAAACAGCGAAGUAUGCACACUUAAAGGAGGGCGAUAUGAUUCUUGGCGAUUGA
Molecule: messenger RNA, 1035 nt
Organism: Exophiala spinifera
Lineage: Eukaryota; Fungi; Ascomycota; Eurotiomycetes; Chaetothyriales; Herpotrichiellaceae
Exons: 3
Coding region: 1-1035 (344 amino acids)
Cellular component (GO): mitochondrial outer membrane; lipid droplet; endoplasmic reticulum membrane
Molecular function (GO): 3-beta-hydroxysteroid 3-dehydrogenase (NADP+) activity
Source: RefSeq, a predicted model, not a curated record